UCUAUGGUCUGUGACGUAGUACGGAAGCCUAACACGGUCAAUUCCCGUGCGCAGUGAGUUCGCGAGCAGCGUGUCUAUGGCCGGCUUGGAGGACAGUGCCGUGGUGUUUAGACGCGGAGCCGGCCAGAGUGACGAUUCCGAUAUCUGGGAUGAUACCGCACUGAUAAAAGCCUAUGAUAAAGCAGUGUCCUCAUUUAAGAAAGCUCUGAGGAAUGGAGAUUGUGCAAUGGAUUCCCCGACACCCGAAAAAAACGCCAGUGCAAAAAGAAAAAACAAGAAGAAGAACAAAAGUAGAAAGAAAAGCAAUACAGCGCCUUUGAAAAAGUGGAAGGUAGGAGAAGCCUGUAAUGCAAUGUGGUCUGAGGAUGGAAAUGUUUACCCAGCUACUAUCUCUUCCAUCGAUGGAAAAAGAGGGACUUGUAUAGUUGUUUAUACUGGGUAUGGCAACAAUGAGGAGCAGAAUCUGUGUGACUUGCGAUUCCCAGACAGUUCUGAAGUGGAGAGUGACCAGAAAGAUCAAGAGCUGGAUGUGAAUGGAGAUGAACAUUCAACUGACGAAAGUGAAUUGUCUUCUAGAUCUACUAACAAAGAUCCCCAUGGACGAACCUCACCAUUGCCUCCACCCUGGAACUCUUACUUCCCUCCCGUUCCACCUCCACCGUUUAUGCCAGGCUUCGGCAGGCAUGGUGAGAAAUCAAACCCGGGCCAUUCCUACCUUUCAGGUUGGCCCCCACCCUUUUCUCCAGGACCACCAUUGAUUCCGCCCCCUCCUCCAAUGGGCCCAGAUACCACUGAAGAUGAUGAGGCCUUGGGAAGUAUGUUAAUUGCCUGGUACAUGAGUGGCUAUCACACCGGUUAUUAUUUGGGCUUGAAACAGAGUCGAAUGGAGGCUUCAUAUGGAAAGUAUCCCCCACCCAAAUAACUGAAAAUUCAUGAACAUGUAUUUUAAAUGCACAGAGGACGUGUCUUCCUUGGUAUUCAACACACAGAAAAGGAAAAAUACAAGUCUGAGGAUCACUGCUCUCAUUCAUCUGUUCAUCAUCUCUCUGUUCAGCAAUAGGUUUUCAUUUUGAAAAAACCUGUAAAAUUGGAACCUAGAAGUU
Pelobates fuscus (common spadefoot toad) is the source of this 1103-nucleotide messenger RNA. RefSeq names its product survival of motor neuron 1, telomeric (gene SMN1). Gene Ontology annotation, biological process: mRNA processing. Gene Ontology annotation, molecular function: RNA binding. The record is from RefSeq and is a predicted model, not a curated record. Lineage: Eukaryota; Metazoa; Chordata; Amphibia; Anura; Pelobatidae. The coding region runs from base 77 to 922 and encodes 281 amino acids. Gene Ontology annotation, cellular component: cytoplasm; nucleus. The transcript has 9 exons.